AUGCCAAUUUUCCCACCAAUCCACCCCUCCCUCUCCUUCACUCGAGCUUUCACUUGCACCGCUCGAAUUCUCGCAAAGUCCACCAAACAACGAUUGGCAUUCGAGCACGCCGCUGUCCCUCCAUAUCCAUACGGUCCCUCGCAGAUCUACAAACAAUCCAAUUUUGGUCUCUACGGUCUCCAGAAGAUUCGCUAUGGAAACAUAGUUUCGGAGAAAAAUGAAAUUAAGACGAGAAGACAUUGGCGUCCGAACGUGCAGAGAAAGCGUAUUUAUAGCGCGAGCUUGGGAAGGCAAAUCAAAAUGAGAAUCACGACAAGGGUGAUGAGGACAAUUGAUAAAGCGGGAGGCCUGGAUGAAUAUCUGUUAGGGGAGAAGACGCAAAGGUUGAAGGAGCUAGGAAUGGGAGGCUGGAAACUGAGAUGGAGGAUUAUGCAGACGGACACGGUGAAGGAGAAAUAUAGGGUUCAGAGGGAGAAGUUGGGUUUGCCGCCGAAGAAGGAGGCUUAUGUGGAUGAGAAUGGUUAUGGAAUCACAAAGGAAGAAAUUAUGGAGCAUAUCAGGAAAUAUGAUUUAGCUAUGGCGAGGGAGGCGGAGGUAGUUGUGGGAGCGGAGGCGGAGGCAGCUGCAGACUCGGAGAUUCUGGACGAGGGUUUCAUGCCGGAAGAGCAUUCUAGGGAAGAGCAUUCUAGGGAGAGACAGCCACUGUUAUAG
Messenger RNA from Sclerotinia borealis F-4128, 711 nucleotides. Lineage: Eukaryota; Fungi; Ascomycota; Leotiomycetes; Helotiales; Sclerotiniaceae. The record is from the annotation of a GenBank genome assembly.